CCCCUCUGCUAGUCUUCAUCUUCCCUGCAUCCAGAUUGUGAAGAUGGAAGGGGUCCAACCCCUGGAGGAGAAUGUGGGAAACACACCCGGGCGGAGAUUCCAGAGGAACAAGCUAUUGCUGGUGACCUCCAUCAUUCAGGGGUUGGGGCUGCUCCUGUGUCUCACCUACGUCUGCCUGCAUUUUUAUACUUCUCAGGUACCAUCUCAGUAUCCUCCAAUACAAAGUAUCAGAGUACAGUUUACCAGUUGUGAGAAUGAGAAAGGUUUCAUCAUCACAUCCCCAAACCAGGAUGAAAUCAUGAAGGUGCAAGACAACUCAAUCAUCAUCAACUGUGAUGGGUUUUAUCUCAUCUCCCUGAAGGGCUACUUCUCCCAGGAGCUCAGCCUCAGCCUUCAUUACCGGAAGGGUCGGGAACCCCUCUCCUCCCUGAGCAAGGUCAGGUCUGUCAACUCCAUCAUGGUGGCCUAUCUGGCUUUCAAGGACAAAGUCUACUUGAAUGUGACCACUCAUAAUACCUCCUGCGAUGACAUCCAGGUGAAUGGUGGGGAAUUGAUUCUCAUUCAUCAAAAUCCUGGUGGAUUCUGUGCCUACUGAGGACCUGAUGGCCACACCCAAGCCAGGCAUCAGCAUGAACACUGAGCUGGGGCUGGACAUAACACUGAUUCUUCCUUGGGAGUGGAGGAGUCAUCCCAGCUCAGCCCCCAUAUCUGGCCACAUGGGAUGUGACCAGAAGCUGAUCCCCUCUCCCCUCCCACUCAGGGAUAUUUAAAACUUAUUGUACACACCAGUUAACUUUAUUUAUCCUCAUGUCUUCUAAAUCGCCAAGCCCUUAUCCCUCACAACUGCCUCAAGCAUAGUGGGGACUUCUGUGAGAAUGAGAAACUAGGUGCCACUUCCUUAAGACACAUUGUUUCUAUUGGUCAGGAAAUUGUCGUAAUAAACUUUCUUUAUUGAAAAAGACAUUUGACUACUAUUUGCUGGAAAUUUGACAUCUGGCAGUGGCAAAAUGAAGAGGACCAAGGAGAGGGGCUAUGAAUCUGCCAAAGGUGGUGUGGACGAACCCCUGGCAGCCAAAGCUGCCUCUCCAAGAUGAAAUUGGUUGCUGUUUGCAUAUUGUCUAAAUACUUCUCUCAUUUUGUGGAGUUCAAAAGGAAAAUCAACUUCUGAACAGCUGUCAGGAAUUGAUGAAGUAGCCGGCUAAGGAACACUCUGUGCUCUGGGUUUUUUUUCUUUACCACUUUGCUUUCACAGCCUCCAAGUGUUCUUAAUAGAAAUUUCCCCUCCAAAAAAACUCCCUGGGGAUGCGAUGCUGUGAAAAAACUAUUCAGUGAUUAAAGGAAAACCGAGAGAGAUUUUUCUAAUCUGGGAGAGUGAGGUAAUUUAUUGUGAGGGUUAUCUUCAUCACUCAAGAGAGCCAUGAAACUGGACCUCUCAGGGUAAAAGUCAAUAAGAAUUUAAACAGUCUGGGGAGGAAAACAUAUUCUUUGCCAUUGACAGGCAAAUCAGCACAUGUGCAUCCUCCUGCUAUGGUGACAUACAUACUUAGCCCCAUGACUUGCACACGUAUGCCACAUUGCUAGUUUCAAAAAAUAGUGAUUCUAUUGUCAAAUGCAACUUUAUGUCAACAGACAGUGAGAAGCUAUUGUAUCUUAUGAAAAAUAAUCAACUCUGUCUAGAAACACCAUAAUAUCACAUAUGAUCUUACAUUGAUAACUGACUAGAAGGACCAACGAUCAGCCAAUACCAAGGCUUUUAAGGGACUAAGAAGAUCCCCUUAUGUUUAGUUUAAAUCUCCUUCUUGAUAUACCAGGCUUACAGCAUUGUGGACAAAUGUGAUUUUUCCUAAGUCAAAUUUCUAGAUGAUUUGUUAGUUCUCAAAUUUUUGAGAAAAUUUUUUUAAAUGGUAGCAAAUAUUUCCCUUCCAUUUUAAAUAGAGUGCACAACAUAUCAUAGAAUCUUUCUGGAUGAUCCUGUAUCAUCAAAGUAAUUAUAUUGUGCUGCAAAACACUGAUAUUCUCAGCAUCUCCAGAAUAUGGGAGGCAGCUGGCCCCUACACUAAAGGGUCUCAGUUAUAUUUGGAUUUUUUUCUGUCUGUUUUUUAACACAGUUUUCCGUCUCCUCUUAAGUGCCUGUCUAUCUCAAGCUAUGUUCCUGCUCCUCUCUUUUAAUCUGUUAUGGAGAGAAGCUAAAUAAAAAGAAGCUAAGUAAGAGAAAUUGUGCAUAAGGUAAGGGUAACUGAGCUCCGAGUGGCAGUCAAGGCACUCACGUAAUGGUAAUCAUAGGUAAACACUUACGGAGGGCCCACUGUGGACCAGUACUGUGGGCUAAACGUUUUACGUGAAUUGUUCUGAGCAAGAUAUUCUGUGAUAUCUGUCUUGACUACUCAGAGGAUUUAAAUAUGUGUGAGUGUGUGUAUGUGUGUGUGUUGCGUAUGUACACUUCUUUGUUAUUAACUGUGGUCUGCAAAGUCAAAGUUACUCAGUGAGUGAUAUCUAAUAAGUAAAUGUUUAUGACUAUAGGUAAUAUUUAAGAAAACAUAUGUUUACUUUUUUUAAGUUUGGAAUUUCUGACUAUAUUUCUCCUGGACAUGCACAUUCAAGACCUAAGCAUAAUUGUUCUGUGGGUUGUUUGCCUUUGGUGUCACAGCCCCUUCUUACAGUUGCCCACUCCCUUAGGGUGCACAUGGCUAGCUCUUCCCGUGCUGGCCUCCUUCAGCCACAUGGGGAUAUUUCUGCCAUGCAUCACUCUCACUCUCCUACCUUCCUCUCAUCAAAAUAUGUGUGUCCCUUUUAAGUCAUUCCUUCAAAGGGAUAAUUAACCCUUCUCGAUACAAUGGAGUUUUGUGGAAAGAGAACUGAAUAAGAAGUCAGGAGAUUGGAAUUCUAAUUUUGACCUAGUCGCUAAUUAGCCAAGUGACCUUGGGCAAACAAUUUCCCAUUUUUAGAUCCUGCUUUCUUCUCUCAUUAAAUGAUCAGUUUAGAAUCUUAUGUUCAUUGUGCUAACUGUGAAUGUACAUAUGAAAUGUCUAUGUACUGGUUGCUGUGAGUCAAGGUGUGAAACUUUCUCUUUUAGCAUAUGGAUUUUUUGGGUUUUGUGGACAAGCUAACAUCUUCCCUCAACCUUCUUGGUGAUUCCUUCAAAAGUAGUUAGCACUUGUUACUCAGUGACUUCCUGUUUAGGGAAUGGCUUAAGGGAUCCCAAUCUUGAUCCACAUCAUAAUUUGUUCUUAAGCAUAUUGGGCAGGUCCCCUAUUUUAAGCCAUAAUUUUGUAUUUAGUGCUUUCCUGGCUCUCAGAGAGUAUUAAUAUUGAUAUUAAUAAUAUAGCUAAUAAUAAUAUUGAUAUUUACAUGGAAAUAAAUAAAAGAUCUCAGAAUUCACUA
Molecule: messenger RNA, 3381 nt
Organism: Equus quagga
Lineage: Eukaryota; Metazoa; Chordata; Mammalia; Perissodactyla; Equidae
Gene: TNFSF4
Product: TNF superfamily member 4
Exons: 3
Coding region: 44-595 (183 amino acids)
Biological process (GO): immune response
Cellular component (GO): membrane
Molecular function (GO): tumor necrosis factor receptor binding; cytokine activity
Source: RefSeq, a predicted model, not a curated record